This is a messenger RNA of Electrophorus electricus (electric eel), 2678 nucleotides long. It is a transcript of the gene armc3, whose product is annotated as armadillo repeat containing 3. Gene Ontology annotation, molecular function: protein binding. NCBI's taxonomy places the organism in Eukaryota, Metazoa, Chordata, Actinopteri, Gymnotiformes, Gymnotidae. The record is from RefSeq and is a predicted model, not a curated record.
UCGAAAAGAAUGCUGCUUCCUUUGAAUUUAUCCAUCAUAUGUUGGUGUCACUUUAGGACGGGGAAAAGAGCCAAGAGAGAGCCCGAGCCACUUCCUAAAGAUGGGAUUGACCCACUAACUGUUGAGAGCAAGAGCGCCGCCACGGUGGUCCUUAUGCUCCGCUCGCCAGAGGCAGCAGUCCUGGUCAGAGCUUGCGAGGCCAUUUUCAGAUUCGCAGAGAAAGGUGAUGAGAACAGGAGCUCUCUAGUGGGUUUAGGGGCGGUGGAGCCCCUCACACGCCUUAUAUCUCACGAAGAUAAGACCGUGCGUAAAAACGCGUUUAUGGCUUUGGGAGUCAUGGCUUCUAACAUUGAUGUCAAAAGACUUAUGAAGAAACUGAAUGUAAUACCCUCACUCAUCAACAAACUGUCACCAGAAGAGGAUGUUGUGGUCCAUGAAUAUGCCACUUUGUGUUUGGUGUCUCUGUCCGUGGACUUCACAUGCAAGAUUCAGAUCUAUGAUCAUGAAGGCCUGGAGCCUCUUCUGCAUCUUCUAUCUAGCCCCGAUCCCGAUGUGCAGAAAAACUCAGUGGAAUGCAUCUGUAAUCUUGUUAAGGACUUCUCCAGUCGAGUGGGUGUGCGCGAGCUCAAUGGGCUCCAUCUGCUACUACAGCUAUUGCGCUCAGAGUUCCCCAUGAUACAGCAACUUGCUUUGCACACUCUGGAGAGUGUCACCACAGACCGUGACACACGAGCAGCCUUCAGAGCAGAGCAGGGCUUCAACAUUCUCUUGGAGUUCCUCACCACCAAGGAAUUCAGUGACCUGCACGCAGAGGCUCUGGCGGUCGUCUCCAAUUGCCUGGAAGACGUGGAGUCCCUGCAGCUCCUUCAGGGCACAGGGGAGCUGGAGAAGCUGCUGCAUUUUGUCAUGACAGCCAGCAUGCCUGAUGUGCAGGCCAGUGCGGUCCAGGCCAUUAGCAGACUGGCACAGAGCAGUGAGAACAGAAAGAUCCUGCAUGACCAAGAUGUUGAAAAGGCCCUUGUGGACUUGCUGGCAGUGGAGAAUGAUGGUGUACGCAUCGCUACGUGCCAGGCGGUGGCAGCAGUGAGUCAGCUCCUGGCCUGCAAAGACACCUUCCGACAUCUUGAUGGAAUCCGGCCGAUUGUGCGUCUGCUGAGCUGCGAAGGAGGGGCGGUGAGAGAAGCUGCCGCACACGCUCUGUCCAGCCUCACCGACGGCAACCAGCUGAACGCGUACGCGGUGGACGAGGCAGAAGGAGCUGAGCUGGCGGUGCAACUCCUGCAGGAUGGCUGUCCGGGUACUGUCCAGCACGCGGCUGCCGUGCUGACCCACAUGGCCUCUCAGGGGCCUGUGCGCAGUGGAAUCCUCGCCCGCGGGGCCAUGCGGGUCCUGACCGAGCUGCUGAACUCAACCCACGACCGUUUGCUCACUAGUGCCACCCGGGCCGUGGCUGAGCUGGCUUGCGACGCAGAGGGCAGAGCUGAGCUGAAGAAUGUAGGAGGCCUGGCUCCACUGAUCACCCUGCUGAAGUCCAAUCACACAGACGUCCGGCGCAAUGCCUGCUGGGCAGUCAGUGUAUGCGCUAACGACGAACCAACUGCCACAGAGAUGUGCAGAUUAGGAGCACUAGAGGUCCUACAGGAGAUCAAUAACUCAGUGAGCCGCAAGAACAAGUCCAGUGAGCUAGCGCUUCAGAGACUGCUGGACAGCAACCUCUCGGUGAAGUACAGCCUGACAGGACGCCUCUGCUCCACCGAUAUCACUGCUGAUGGCUUCUACGACCUUGGACAGGCCAAAGUGGGCUGUGGGGUACCUGCCCUAGAAGACCUAGCGAAGCAGGCUGUCAACCAGCAUCGAGCCGUCAUUGUAGUUAAUGGAAAACCACUAGACCAGGAGGCUGUUGAGUCAGCAGAGGACAGGCAGCAGGAUGUCCCCACUGAGACCCGAAGCUCCUCCGUGACAAGCAGCAAGGGGAGCAGCAGAACACAGAGUAAAGUGAAAGGCCAAGGCCGGCGGGACGACGAUAAGCAGAGGGAUGAGGAAGAGCGUAAAACGCAGCAGGACUCUCGGGUGGAGAAGUCUUGGACUGUGCCCUAUGACCCUGCAUUUCACAGCCUGGUCAGGGAGGCAGCAAGCACCAUCCUGCCCCUGCACGACCAGGCGGAGAGCUACGCUGCCUUGGCUAAACUAGUGUGUGUUGCUAUGGGGGGUCCAACAGACUUUAUGAAGCAACAUGACUUUCACUGGGAGCUCCACAUCAGUGAGCUGAAGUUUGAAGUUCAGUCCAACAUCAUUCCCAUUGGGAAAGUGAAAAAGGGAACAUACUACCACCGAGCUCUGCUCUACAAGGCUCUGGCCGACAGAAUCGGGGUGUGCUGCAGCCUGGUGAGGGGGAGCUACAGUCGUGCCUGGAACGAGGUUGUUCUCACAGACACGCCCACAGACACGCCCACAGACACGCCCAUAUUCUACCCCAAACCAAAGAGUUAUAUUGUAGACCUCAUGCACAAUCCAGGAAGUCUAUUGAAGUGUGGGACUCCGGCUGCUGUACAAUACCAGAUGAUUUAAAACACACCCAAACAAACCUGAGGAAACUCCUGAAUGGAAGAAUCUAACAGCAGAGUUGCUGUUCCUUUUUUGUCUAUACACAUUUAAAUAAUAAAUACAUGUCAAAAUUA